AUGCAGCGAGCUCUCUCUGCUUCCUCCCGGGCUUCGGUCCUUGCAUCUGCUGCUUCUACCAGGACUCGGCUCUCUCAGUUCCGGCCAGCUCUUGCUGCUGGUGUCAGCCUUCAGCAGCAGCGAUAUGCCCAUAAGGAGAUCAAAUUCGGCGUUGAGGGCCGUGCCUCGCUCCUUAAGGGUGUCGACACCCUCGCUAGAGCCGUCACUGCUACACUAGGCCCUAAGGGACGAAAUGUCCUAAUAGAAUCCCCCUACGGCUCUCCAAAGAUCACCAAGGACGGUGUCACCGUUGCUAAGGCCGUUGCUUUGGAAGACAAGUUCGAGAACUUGGGAGCUCGUCUUCUCCAGGAUGUUGCUUCCAAGACCAACGAGGUUGCUGGUGACGGAACUACCACUGCUACCGUCCUUGCCCGUGCCAUCUUCUCCGAGACCGUCAAGAACGUUGCUGCUGGUUGCAACCCAAUGGAUCUCCGAAGAGGUAUCCAGGCCGCAGUUCAGUCCGUUGUCGAGUACCUACAGGCCAACAAGCGUGAUAUCACCACGACCGAGGAGAUUGCCCAGGUUGCUACUAUCUCUGCUAACGGAGAUACUCAUGUUGGCAAGCUUAUCUCCAACGCCAUGGAGAAGGUUGGCAAGGAAGGUGUCAUCACCGUAAAGGAUGGAAAGACCAUUGAUGACGAGCUCGAGGUUACCGAGGGUAUGCGUUUCGACCGUGGAUACACCUCCCCAUACUUCAUCACCGACCCCAAGACCCAGAAGGUUGAGUUCGAGAAGCCUCUGAUCCUUCUUUCUGAGAAGAAGAUCUCUGCCGUCCAAGACAUCCUCCCAGCCCUCGAGGCUUCCACCACCCUUCGCCGGCCAUUAGUCAUCAUUGCUGAAGAUAUCGAUGGUGAGGCUCUCGCUGUCUGUAUCCUCAACAAGCUCCGUGGCCAGCUCCAGGUUGCUGCUGUCAAGGCUCCUGGAUUCGGUGACAACCGCAAGAGCAUCCUCGGUGAUAUCGGAAUUCUCACCAACGCCACUGUCUUCACCGAUGAGCUCGACAUGAAGCUUGACAAGGCUACCCCCGAGAUGCUCGGAUCCACCGGUUCCAUCACCAUCACCAAGGAGGACACCAUUAUUCUCAAUGGUGAGGGCAGCAAGGACUCCAUUGCUCAGCGCUGUGAACAGAUCCGUGGUGUCAUUGCCGACCCUGCCACCUCUGACUACGAGAAGGAGAAGCUUCAGGAGCGUUUGGCCAAGCUCUCCGGCGGUGUUGCCGUCAUCAAGGUUGGCGGUGCCUCUGAAGUCGAGGUCGGUGAGAAGAAGGACCGUGUCGUUGACGCCCUCAACGCCACCCGUGCUGCCGUUGAGGAAGGUAUCCUCCCCGGUGGUGGUACUGCCCUCCUCAAGGCCUCUGCCAACGGCCUUGCUAAUGUCAAGCCAUCCAACUUUGACCAGCAGCUCGGUGUCAGCAUUGUGAAGAGCGCCAUCACCCGCCCAGCCCGCACCAUCGUCGAGAACGCUGGUCUUGAGGGAAGCGUUGUCGUUGGUAAGCUCACUGACGAGUUUGCCGGUGACUUCAACCGUGGCUUCGACAGCUCCAAGGGAGAGUACGUUGACAUGAUUGCUUCCGGUAUCGUCGACCCCCUCAAGGUCGUCCGCACCGCCCUUGUUGACGCCAGUGGUGUUGCCUCGCUCCUUGGAACCACCGAGGUCGCCAUCGUCGAUGCACCCGAGCCCAAGGCUGCCCCUGCCCCUGGUGGCAUGCCUGGAAUGGGUGGCAUGGGUGGCAUGGGCGGUAUGUACUAA
Nannizzia gypsea CBS 118893 is the source of this 1788-nucleotide messenger RNA. Its product is annotated as chaperonin GroL. Gene Ontology annotation, biological process: protein import into mitochondrial intermembrane space; protein refolding; mitochondrial unfolded protein response. The record is from RefSeq and is a predicted model, not a curated record. The transcript is spliced from 3 exons. Gene Ontology annotation, molecular function: ATP binding; ATP-dependent protein folding chaperone; protein-folding chaperone binding. Bases 1 to 1788 code for a protein of 595 amino acids. NCBI's taxonomy places the organism in Eukaryota, Fungi, Ascomycota, Eurotiomycetes, Onygenales, Arthrodermataceae. Gene Ontology annotation, cellular component: mitochondrial matrix; mitochondrial inner membrane.